UAAAAACAUAACCUCAAAUAUUUAAAGUCGCCAAAUCUGAUUAUUUUGUUUCUAAACAAUCACGCAAAAUAAGAAGAAGAAGAACAAACACUCAGAUCAGAAGCUCGAAUUCGACAUAUUAUUCGCAGUAACGUUGAUAAAACAUGUUGCCUUUAUCGCUUUUGCGGACUGCACAAAACCACCCGAUGUUGGUGGAGCUAAAAAACGGGGAAACAUACAACGGUCAUCUAGUGAGCUGCGAUAACUGGAUGAACAUCAACUUAAGAGAAGUGAUCUGCACAUCCCGAGACGGUGACAAGUUCUGGAGAAUGCCCGAGUGUUACAUACGCGGCAGCACUAUCAAAUACUUGAGGAUACCCGACGAAGUCAUUGAUAUGGUAAAGGAAGAGACUCAGAUUAAAGCCAGGGGACGUAGUGAAGUCAACAAAGGUCGCGGUGGUGGCCAGAAUAUGAGGACGGGCCGGGGCGGUGGUAGAGGCGCGUUCGGAAACCGCGGCAGACCCGCACCUCUAGCUCGAGGAGGCGGGAAUGUCGGAAGAAAUCCGCCGUACAAAAAUAAAAAAUGAAUUAAUGCUAGAUCUCUUUGGUGUAUAAAUAAAUUAAAGUUUUCGUAAGUACCUACGUUUAAG
Chilo suppressalis (striped riceborer) is the source of this 629-nucleotide messenger RNA. NCBI's taxonomy places the organism in Eukaryota, Metazoa, Arthropoda, Insecta, Lepidoptera, Crambidae. The record is from the annotation of a GenBank genome assembly.